CACCGGAGCUAGCGAUGUCACUGAUCGUGUUUCGCAUUUUAUUCGCGGGUAUAAUCUUGCUUUGUAUUCGAUUCUUUGCUAACCUUGGUGUCGCAGGCAGUGAACAAGGAGCAUCACUGAAGCCAAGAUGGAACUGUUCUGCAAUCACUAAUGAUGAGAAAGUUGGUUGUAUGGUUCCAAAAAAUACCAACUCUACAACGUGCAUGUAUCUUGGAUGCUGUUGGAAGGGUACCGAAACCAAUGCAACAGAGAAAUGCUUCACAAAGGAGGGAGGCGCCUGUUUUGAAUACAAAGGAAAAGUUUGUCGCGACUCCUUUGCAACACUAGCGGAUUACAGAGACGCUAAGCGUUUCUUUGACAACAGUUUUGGCCAAUCUGGGACCGAACAGUUCCUUGUAAAAGUCAUUGGCAUGAUCAAUGACUACGCUGAUGACAAUGAAAAAUGCAGAAACAUCAUGGUGAACAUGCUUUGCCAUUACACUAUACCACCUUGUUACUCAGAUGGCACGAUACUCGACUAUUGUAAGGAGGACUGUGAAAAAAUUUUCAACGAAUGUAGAGAAACCAUACAUCAAGUGAUUGGGGGAGUGAAGUUGCAUAUGCGUAAUGAAGGCAUUGACUUUAUACAUCGGGGAAUACCUGACUGUUCCAAGCAUCACCCUCGAUCGUAUUAUGAAAGCCUACCUGGGAACAAGACUUGUAUGAAAUCUGGAUUUUUUAAAUACGAAGAAAAAGGAACUCUCAAGCCCAAAGUAGAAACGAAAAAGAAGAACCAAGACCGUGACGACGACAAACUUCUCAUCACUCUCCCAACUGUCACAGUGAGUUUGCUCAUCCUUGUGGUGUGCGUUAUUAUACUUUUGCUUUGGCGAAGACGCCAAGUUGACAUUGAGGCAUUGGCCGAGCCGCCGGCCUUUUCAAUGAGAGAUAAAUUACGAACAGAGUCCUUGAAAAGUUUCGACACAUUGCUGUUGCGGAACUUUGAUCCAAAUAGACUGAGGCAGUACAGGUUGGACCGCGUACAUUAUGUCAAGGAGCUGGGAGUGGGCUCUUUUGGUAAAGUUUUUCAAGGACGCGCAGCUGGUCUAAUAGACAAAAAGCCUAAGAAGGAGAUCCUAGUCGCUGUUAAAGCAUUGAAAGACGAUCCGUCUAAGGAACAGAAAGACGAGUUUUUCCGAGAGGUAACUCUAAUGUCCAUCCUCACACAUCCAAACAUUGUUCAGCUCCUGGCUGUAUCAACUGAGGAGGAACCCUAUGGAAUGAUCUUUGAGUUCAUGAGCGGCGGGGAUUUGAACCAAUAUCUGAGGAACGCCUUUCCGGCUGCUGAUAUCCCGGAUGAAUCACAAGAACCAAAUAAAGUCUACCUUAUCCACGAAGACCUGCUCCUUAUCUCAACUCAGAUAGCUGCUGGCAUGCAGUAUUUGGCCGAGAUGAAGUUUAUUCACAGAGACCUGGCAGCUAGAAACUGUCUUGUCGGCGAUAGCCUGGUGGUGAAGAUUGGGGACUUUGGGAUGUCGCGUGACAUUUAUACUUCAGAUUACUACAAGUUAAGUAAGGAAACUGCUUUGCCCAUCCGCUGGCUGGCCCCUGAAGCAUUAAAGUACGGCAAAUUUAGCCUCAAGUCGGACGUGUACGCAUAUGGCGUGUUACUCUGGGAGAUUUUCACAUUUGCUCUCCAACCAUAUUACGGCUAUAGCAACCAGGAAGUGAUGAGCUUUAUACAAAAGGGCAUUCAUAUGGGUAAGCCUCAAAACUGUCCAGAUUUUGUGUACGCUAUCAUGAAAGAUUGCUGGCACGAGGAUCCUGCUAAGCGUUUGGAGUUUUCUGAGAUACAAAGACGAUUGAGUGAUCCGUUUAUCAGCAACCAUGAAAGUUCGCUUGUGUCAAACAGCCAACUCUUGCCCGAGAACAUGGGCGCUCCGCCGUCAGAAGCUGUUAAUAAAAACUACGACGUUCCCAGAAGUCAUACCAUAUGCGGUCGCCAAUCUCCACGAGUGCACGGGUCUAGGGAAAAUUACGACGUGCCCCGAUCGACGACGAUGAAGGUAGAGGUCGAAAUGAGCGAUACCGACGGAAGCCUGAACGAGGACGAUGAAAUCCCUAGUGAUUUUGAAAUAUAGAUCGGUUUUGGUUGUUGAACUUUGCAAUAUCAAGAUUGUUCAAGAUGGAUUGAAAUUCCCCCAUCCCCCUCUCCAGUAUAUUUCGAUCUCGUAAAGACCUUCGUCUUAUUUUUUCGCUUCUCCCCCAGAAUUAUCGAUUUUGCGUUAGACACUGUUAGAGGAAUUUUCGAUAAGAUGUCGUCAAAUUAAAACCAAAGUAGACACAACGGUCAUGCAGAAAAAAAAGGAAAAUACCUUAAGAGCCAAUUAGAGCUCAAAGUAAAAACAAACAAAUUGUCCAAAGCGCGGAAAACGCGGGCGACCACGUUUUGCAUCUGACUGGUUAUGAAAGUAGCGGAAGUUCCCCAGACCAAUUAAUGAGCGAAGUAAAGCUAACCUAGCGCGGUCCCGGAUUAUUUCCGACAGUCUGUUGAAAAUUGCUCUGUGAAACCUUAAAACGAUUAGGGUUAAGUAACUCAAAAUUUAAAAAACUUUUUAAACUGAAUUCCACACGCCGGUUCUCCAAUUUUUCUUGGACUUUACCUAUGCCUCACUUUGAAGAGGAUAGAUUGUGUAACUCGAAUACGA
Stylophora pistillata is the source of this 2687-nucleotide messenger RNA. Its product is annotated as muscle, skeletal receptor tyrosine-protein kinase. Gene Ontology annotation, biological process: positive regulation of neuron projection development; protein phosphorylation; positive regulation of phosphatidylinositol 3-kinase/protein kinase B signal transduction. Gene Ontology annotation, molecular function: transmembrane receptor protein tyrosine kinase activity; ATP binding; protein binding. Gene Ontology annotation, cellular component: plasma membrane; signaling receptor complex. The record is from RefSeq and is a predicted model, not a curated record. NCBI's taxonomy places the organism in Eukaryota, Metazoa, Cnidaria, Anthozoa, Scleractinia, Pocilloporidae.